Cylindrotheca closterium is the source of this 2598-nucleotide messenger RNA. NCBI's taxonomy places the organism in Eukaryota, Bacillariophyta, Bacillariophyceae, Bacillariales, Bacillariaceae. The record is from the annotation of a GenBank genome assembly.
AUGAGGAGGACAGCAUCGACAAUACUGCGGCGACGAAUAGCAUCUUCAACGAGCCGAAGAAGGGUCCUCUUUCCAAACGAGUCUAAUUGUUUCCAUCCUCCUGUACAGCACAAACAAUCACCCAGUACAUCGCAGAUCAUCAUCAUUCGUCCACUGUCAUCCUCCUCUUCAGAUCGUCGAGAUUUUGACGUUGAGAGAUUUGUCAACGAAUUCGUAAACAGACCGAUUGGAGAUUUGGAUGAUGAGGACUGGGAAGAGCUGGAAUAUUAUCUCCGAAAAUGCUGUCGCCAAGCGGAUCCAAGCUCGGUCAAACUCUCCUUUCAAGUAUUGGAUCGAAUCAUCAGAAGCAUCGACCAAGAAGAAGAAGCCAAUCCACCUUCCAAUUUCAAUCCUCUCAAUAUGGUAGUUAUGAAUUGGAGGAAUACUUACCAGUCAGCAGUAUCAAAAAAGCACGACCGCAACCUUCCAACACCACAAGCCAUUGUCGACCAGAUUGAUGUGUGGCGGAGUGCAGAUGAUAGCUGUCUACAGCCCGAUGCCAAGACGUACACCAUGAUCAUGGAAGCAUUGCUGGGUGGCAACCACAACAAAAAGAUCAAAAACAUGAAUGAACAAGACGUCUUGUUUGCGGGAGGACUCCUCGAAUGGAUGUUGGAGGAAUCCAAGAAGCAAUUCCAAAUACAACCGACCACCUACACCUUUGCCGCCGUCAUGAAUAUCCUGAGCAAAAGUGACUUGCCAGAUCCUCCUCAAAAGAUAAAAGCCUUGAUUGACAAGAUGAAAGUUCUAGAAAAUGAAGGCUGGCCCGACAUCUCGCCCAAUCUGGUAGUCUACAAUACUUGGCUCCAUUCGUUGUCGCGAGCUGGCAAUGUGGAACAAGCCCAACACGUUCUGCAACAAAUGCUCACGGGAGAAAUUCCAGGUGUAGAACCCGAUCGGAUUUCCUUCACCGCAUUGUUAUCCGGAUAUGCCAAGCAACAAACCCAGCAAGCGGCCGAAAAUGCGGAGACCUUGUUGUUGCAAAUGCACAAACUCUACAAAAGUGGUGGUGGCGAAUACGAUUCCUUGAAACCAAACAUGAUAACCUAUACCAUUGUCAUGGAUUGUUAUGCCAAACUAGGACAAGGUGAAAAGGCGGAAGCACUCUUAAGGAAGCUCCUACAGCUGUAUCAAGAAACGAAUGAUCCCGACUGGGAAGCCGACUUGGCAACCUACAAUACUGUUCUCUUGGCAUGGGCUCGUUCCAAUCAACCAAAACAUGCGGAUCGAUUUUUGCAGUUUUUGUACGAAGAGGCGGAUGUGACUCCCGACGAACGAUCCUUCAACAUUGUGCUAUCGGCAUGGGCCAAGGUAGGAAAUGCCGAACAAGCUGAGAUUAUCUUGACCCGCAUGCACGAGUUGUAUGUCGAGGGAGAAUUGAACACACAACCGACGACCGUCACCUACAAUACCGUACUGGAUAGUUGGAAGAAUUCCAACCAAACGAAUGCUUGGAAACGGUCCAUCAAGAUUCUGGACCACAUGAUGGAACUGCACGAUGCCGGGGAGAAAGCUGUGAAACCAAAUGAACGAACCUGGAAUGCAGUUUUGAAUGCCUUGGCAAAGGCGGGCAGGGUCGAUCUGGCAUCCCAGUAUAUAGACAAGUUUACUAAAGCUUAUCAACAGGGAGACGUUGAUCAAGGACCAAGUAUUCGAGCUUGGAAUGCUUUGUUGGCGGCGUGUUUGAAGAAAAAGGAUGUGGACUCAGCCCAAAAGAUAUGGCUACAAUUGCAAAACAACCAGAGCCUGUCUCCCGACGUGGUGACCUACAACACACUGCUCAAUUGUUAUGCCAAAUCACCACAACGAAGACGAUAUCGCAACCAAAUGGAAACCACCUAUCAACGCUUACAACACGAUGCCAAUGUGAAACCCAACAAGAUUUCCUACUUGGCAAUUCUCAAUUAUUGGAUUCAAUCGCGACAAGUGGACAAGGCCGAAAGCUUGUUGGAUGAAUGGUGCGAAAAUCAUGAUUUAUUGGGGACAUCCUUUCCGGAUAGGGAUCUCUUUCACGUUGUGCUGAAUGGUUGGUCCUAUGCCAAGAAACCUCGCCAUGCAGAAUCUUUGGUGUUGAAAAUGGCCGAUCUCUCCGAACGUCCGAACCAUCGCAAUCUCAAACCCAAUGUGGAAACCUACAAUCGAUUGCUGAACGUUUGGGCCAGGUCCAACGCACGAGAUGCGGGAGAAAGGUCCGAUGCCAUUCUCCGACAAAUGCAGUCCUUUGCCAUUGGAAGCAAUACUCAUGAUGCAGUCGCUCCGGAUAUCAUUUCGUACAACAGUGUCUUGAAUAGCUGGGCCAACAGCGGUGAUCCCACCGCCGUGACCAGAAUUGAAGGCUUGGUCAUGGAAAUGAUUCUAAAGGGUUUACCUGCACUAACGCCAACCUUGGCAUCCUAUGGCACCUGGCUCAAAGCCAUUGAAAAUAGUGGGGAAGACGACAAGGCGAGAAGAGCUAGAGAAGUGUUGAAAACCAUGAAGAUUCAUCAGUUGGAGCCAUCCGAGUACAUACUGCAAAAGGUAAAAAGUUUUUCGGUUGACACAGCAAACGCUAAGAAAUAG